Messenger RNA from Polypterus senegalus (gray bichir), 5766 nucleotides. RefSeq lists its product as uncharacterized. Lineage: Eukaryota; Metazoa; Chordata; Cladistia; Polypteriformes; Polypteridae. The record is from RefSeq and is a predicted model, not a curated record. Bases 7 to 5766 code for a protein of 1919 amino acids. The transcript has 40 exons.
UACAGAAUGAAGGCUUUUGACAGCGUCUUUACAUCUCUGUCACUGGAACAGUCCAAAGCUGUGUUUAGCUUUGCCGAAGGCUACUUGAAGCGAGUUGUGCAAAAUGGCUUCGCUUGUGCUUUACCAGGGGAGGACAGUCAAAUGUGGCUCAUGGAGAAUUAUGGCCAAUUUUGCAUCUUUGCUCAAUACAGCGAUUUUGUCCUUUUAAAUUACAACUUUAAUGGGUUUGAAGUCAUACAGCUGCUAACUGCUGUGCAACUUGCUGACUUAACUGUGAUGUCAACAGCCCUGUCCAACACUACAGAAAUCCAGCUCAUCUUUAGCUACUUAGUAAAAGGAAAUGCAGUCUACAACUUUGCUGAAUACUUUUCGGAACUAAGCAGUCAGAAAGUCACUGUCCACAAUUCAGAUGUUGGAGCCUUCAUGAUUGAACAGGUCUAUCAAAUCGUCGGUCCAUAUUUCUUCACAAUUAGCAGCUCCGAAAGAGCAGAAUGGUUGCAAGUGGCUCUUGUGCCAGUACUUCCUUGGAUCAACCCCCAAAUGGUUGCGUCUGCAAUCUCUAACACCAGUUGUGCUGAAUACCAGGCAAUAUUGAGUGGGCUGGGUGGAGCUGCUGCCGACAUGAGUCCUGAAACAAAGAAGGAAAUAGCACAUGUGUUACUAAACUAUCUGCAGGAAAAAAGAAGUGCCUCAGAAUGUUACACAGAAGGAAUCGGUAUUGGGGAGUGGAUCAACCAGAACUUUGGACCCUUUGCAGAAAGCCUAAAUGCCCAGGACAUAAUCGAUUUAAAUCCAAACCUACAAAAGUUGAAUGAUUUAGACACUCUUCCUCCAACAAAAAUUGCAGCCUUGAUAUUUGACUCCAGCGUUGGCGCCCUGGACAGUGUUUGGGUCGCUAGUUACACCUUUGAUGUGCUUAUGAACUUCAUCAGUGAAGAAGAGAUUGAAGUAUUCUUUGACAGUUUUGUUUCUUUCGCGUCCAAGAACAAUGUGACAGUCAUCAGAAACACUCAAGUGAGAGAGACCAUGCUGAAUAAAACAUUUGAAGCUCUCCUCCCCUAUUGGGUUUAUUUCAAUUCCUCUGACGUGUAUGACUGGUUUACAGUGAGGUUGUCCUUGCUUUUACCCAGUGUCAACUCUGAUGUACUUGGAUCUAUUCCAUUAAGCAUCACCUGCAACAGUUACAAAGCAGUAAUUCAAGGGCUUACUGACGUCUCUCAAUCAUUGACAGUGGAACAGCGUGAUGACAUUUUUAGUUUCAGCAGGAAUUACUUACUAACCUCCAGUGAAGGUUCUAGUUGUUCAGGCAGCAUCACCAGCAGUAGACAGUGUCUAACACAGAUUCUGGGCCCCUUCUAUACAAGUGCUUCAUACCUGGAACUUUCCCAGCUCUGUGGAAAUUUGAAUGGGAAGGAAGUGCUGGAAUUGCUUUCCACAGCCCAGGUCGCCCAGUUCACCGUGCACCUUCUCCUGGAAGACGAGGACAGUGAGAUGCUCGUCAGUGACAUCUCUGAAAUUACCAUGUCCUCCUUGUUCCAAGAAAACAUUGAUACAUUCUUCUACCAGUUUCAAACUUCUGCAUUGCAGCAAAACCUCACAGUCAUCAAGAACACAAAAGUGGCAACACUCAUGCUAUACAGAGCCAUCACCAUCCUGACUCUUCGUUUCCCAAGCUUUACCCUCUUGGAUUGGCAAGUUUGGUUUCAAGUGAAACUGGCCCCACUGCUAUCCGGGGUCAAUGUCAACAUUUUGUCAGCUCUACCGCAGAAUAUUUCCUGUGAAUCUUACCAAGCAAUAAUGAAGGCUUUUGACAGCGUCUUUACAUCUCUGUCACUGGAACAGUCCAAAGCUGUGUUUAGCUUUGCCGAAGGCUACUUGAAGCGAGUUGUGCAAAAUGGCUUCGCUUGUGCUUUACCAGGGGAGGACAGUCAAAUGUGGCUCAUGGAGAAUUAUGGCCAAUUUUGCAUCUUUGCUCAAUACAGCGAUUUUGUCCUUUUAAAUUACAACUUUAAUGGGUUUGAAGUCAUACAGCUGCUAACUGCUGUGCAACUUGCUGACUUAACUGUGAUGUCAACAGCCCUGUCCAACACUACAGAAAUCCAGCUCAUCUUUAGCUACUUAGUAAAAGGAAAUGCAGUCUACAACUUUGCUGAAUACUUUUCGGAACUAAGCAGUCAGAAAGUCACUGUCCACAAUUCAGAUGUUGGAGCCUUCAUGAUUGAACAGGUCUAUCAAAUCGUCGGUCCAUAUUUCUUCACAAUUAGCAGCUCCGAAAGAGCAGAAUGGUUGCAAGUGGCUCUUGUGCCAGUACUUCCUUGGAUCAACCCCCAAAUGGUUGCGUCUGCAAUCUCUAACACCAGUUGUGCUGAAUACCAGGCAAUAUUGAGUGGGCUGGGUGGAGCUGCUGCCGACAUGAGUCCUGAAACAAAGAAGGAAAUAGCACAUGUGUUACUAAACUAUCUGCAGGAAAAAAGAAGUGCCUCAGAAUGUUACACAGAAGGAAUCGGUAUUGGGGAGUGGAUCAACCAGAACUUUGGACCCUUUGCAGAAAGCCUAAAUGCCCAGGACAUAAUCGAUUUAAAUCCAAACCUACAAAAGUUGAAUGAUUUAGACACUCUUCCUCCAACAAAAAUUGCAGCCUUGAUAUUUGACUCCAGCGUUGGCGCCCUGGACAGUGUUUGGGUCGCUAGUUACACCUUUGAUGUGCUUAUGAACUUCAUCAGUGAAGAAGAGAUUGAAGUAUUCUUUGACAGUUUUGUUUCUUUCGCGUCCAAGAACAAUGUGACAGUCAUCAGAAACACUCAAGUGAGAGAGACCAUGCUGAAUAAAACAUUUGAAGCUCUCCUCCCCUAUUGGGUUUAUUUCAAUUCCUCUGACGUGUAUGACUGGUUUACAGUGAGGUUGUCCUUGCUUUUACCCAGUGUCAACUCUGAUGUACUUGGAUCUAUUCCAUUAAGCAUCACCUGCAACAGUUACAAAGCAGUAAUUCAAGGGCUUACUGACGUCUCUCAAUCAUUGACAGUGGAACAGCGUGAUGACAUUUUUAGUUUCAGCAGGAAUUACUUACUAACCUCCAGUGAAGGUUCUAGUUGUUCAGGCAGCAUCACCAGCAGUAGACAGUGUCUAACACAGAUUCUGGGCCCCUUCUAUACAAGUGCUUCAUACCUGGAACUUUCCCAGCUCUGUGGAAAUUUGAAUGGGAAGGAAGUGCUGGAAUUGCUUUCCACAGCCCAGGUCGCCCAGUUCACCGUGCACCUUCUCCUGGAAGACGAGGACAGUGAGAUGCUCGUCAGUGACAUCUCUGAAAUUACCAUGUCCUCCUUGUUCCAAGAAAACAUUGAUACAUUCUUCUACCAGUUUCAAACUUCUGCAUUGCAGCAAAACCUCACAGUCAUCAAGAACACAAAAGUGGCAACACUCAUGCUAUACAGAGCCAUCACCAUCCUGACUCUUCGUUUCCCAAGCUUUACCCUCUUGGAUUGGCAAGUUUGGUUUCAAGUGAAACUGGCCCCACUGCUAUCCGGGGUCAAUGUCAACAUUUUGUCAGCUCUACCGCAGAAUAUUUCCUGUGAAUCUUACCAAGCAAUAAUGAAGGCUUUUGACAGCGUCUUUACAUCUCUGUCACUGGAACAGUCCAAAGCUGUGUUUAGCUUUGCCGAAGGCUACUUGAAGCGAGUUGUGCAAAAUGGCUUCGCUUGUGCUUUACCAGGGGAGGACAGUCAAAUGUGGCUCAUGGAGAAUUAUGGCCAAUUUUGCAUCUUUGCUCAAUACAGCGAUUUUGUCCUUUUAAAUUACAACUUUAAUGGGUUUGAAGUCAUACAGCUGCUAACUGCUGUGCAACUUGCUGACUUAACUGUGAUGUCAACAGCCCUGUCCAACACUACAGAAAUCCAGCUCAUCUUUAGCUACUUAGUAAAAGGAAAUGCAGUCUACAACUUUGCUGAAUACUUUUCGGAACUAAGCAGUCAGAAAGUCACUGUCCACAAUUCAGAUGUUGGAGCCUUCAUGAUUGAACAGGUCUAUCAAAUCGUCGGUCCAUAUUUCUUCACAAUUAGCAGCUCCGAAAGAGCAGAAUGGUUGCAAGUGGCUCUUGUGCCAGUACUUCCUUGGAUCAACCCCCAAAUGGUUGCGUCUGCAAUCUCUAACACCAGUUGUGCUGAAUACCAGGCAAUAUUGAGUGGGCUGGGUGGAGCUGCUGCCGACAUGAGUCCUGAAACAAAGAAGGAAAUAGCACAUGUGUUACUAAACUAUCUGCAGGAAAAAAGAAGUGCCUCAGAAUGUUACACAGAAGGAAUCGGUAUUGGGGAGUGGAUCAACCAGAACUUUGGACCCUUUGCAGAAAGCCUAAAUGCCCAGGACAUAAUCGAUUUAAAUCCAAACCUACAAAAGUUGAAUGAUUUAGACACUCUUCCUCCAACAAAAAUUGCAGCCUUGAUAUUUGACUCCAGCGUUGGCGCCCUGGACAGUGUUUGGGUCGCUAGUUACACCUUUGAUGUGCUUAUGAACUUCAUCAGUGAAGAAGAGAUUGAAGUAUUCUUUGACAGUUUUGUUUCUUUCGCGUCCAAGAACAAUGUGACAGUCAUCAGAAACACUCAAGUGAGAGAGACCAUGCUGAAUAAAACAUUUGAAGCUCUCCUCCCCUAUUGGGUUUAUUUCAAUUCCUCUGACGUGUAUGACUGGUUUACAGUGAGGUUGUCCUUGCUUUUACCCAGUGUCAACUCUGAUGUACUUGGAUCUAUUCCAUUAAGCAUCACCUGCAACAGUUACAAAGCAGUAAUUCAAGGGCUUACUGACGUCUCUCAAUCAUUGACAGUGGAACAGCGUGAUGACAUUUUUAGUUUCAGCAGGAAUUACUUACUAACCUCCAGUGAAGGUUCUAGUUGUUCAGGCAGCAUCACCAGCAGUAGACAGUGUCUAACACAGAUUCUGGGCCCCUUCUAUACAAGUGCUUCAUACCUGGAACUUUCCCAGCUCUGUGGAAAUUUGAAUGGGAAGGAAGUGCUGGAAUUGCUUUCCACAGCCCAGGUCGCCCAGUUCACCGUGCACCUUCUCCUGGAAGACGAGGACAGUGAGAUGCUCGUCAGUGACAUCUCUGAAAUUACCAUGUCCUCCUUGUUCCAAGAAAACAUUGAUACAUUCUUCUACCAGUUUCAAACUUCUGCAUUGCAGCAAAACCUCACAGUCAUCAAGAACACAAAAGUGGCAACACUCAUGCUAUACAGAGCCAUCACCAUCCUGACUCUUCGUUUCCCAAGCUUUACCCUCUUGGAUUGGCAAGUUUGGUUUCAAGUGAAACUGGCCCCACUGCUAUCCGGGGUCAAUGUCAACAUUUUGUCAGCUCUACCGCAGAAUAUUUCCUGUGAAUCUUACCAAGCAAUAAUGAAGGCUUUUGACAGCGUCUUUACAUCUCUGUCACUGGAACAGUCCAAAGCUGUGUUUAGCUUUGCCGAAGGCUACUUGAAGCGAGUUGUGCAAAAUGGCUUCGCUUGUGCUUUACCAGGGGAGGACAGUCAAAUGUGGCUCAUGGAGAAUUAUGGCCAAUUUUGCAUCUUUGCUCAAUACAGCGAUUUUGUCCUUUUAAAUUACAACUUUAAUGGGUUUGAAGUCAUACAGCUGCUAACUGCUGUGCAACUUGCUGACUUAACUGUGAUGUCAACAGCCCUGUCCAACACUACAGAAAUCCAGCUCAUCUUUAGCUACUUAGUAAAAGGAAAUGCAGUCUACAACUUUGCUGAAUACUUUUCGGAACUAAGCAGUCAGACAUAA